Molecule: messenger RNA, 921 nt
Organism: Trematosphaeria pertusa
Lineage: Eukaryota; Fungi; Ascomycota; Dothideomycetes; Pleosporales; Trematosphaeriaceae
Exons: 2
Coding region: 1-921 (306 amino acids)
Biological process (GO): spindle assembly
Cellular component (GO): cytosol; HAUS complex
Source: RefSeq, a predicted model, not a curated record
AUGGACAACCUGACGCCCCAAGACCUCUUCUCGCCCUCAAAAGCCCGCGAGCAGCGCGCCCAAGCAGCCGACUGGGCGCAGAUUGACACCUGGCUCUCCUACAGAUACUCCGGUCGAACCGUCCCGAGCUUCGAGCGAAAUGAAGAAACAUUGAAAGUGCUGCGGGAGCUGAUGAUGGCGAAUGAGCGAGCCGACGAGGAAGUAACAAUGUUCCAGAGAGUUGAGAGGGAAGCGUGCAAGGAGCUGGAAGAGGAUGAGUCUGACACACGCAAGAAAACACGAAACCUCGAGGAUGAAAAGCUCCUAGAGAACAUCAAAGCACAGCUUACCGUCGAGGGGUCGGCAGCCCUCCACGCUCUCGCCUCCACGGCCGUGGUUCUCAAUACUCCAACCGCAAACCCCGAGACAAUGGCCCACACGCUUAUCCAGCACACUUCGGCCUCACAGACUCUCACCAACAAUCUAAACCAUAUCCAAAGCCUCCAGAGAUACCUCGAGAAGCAGCAGUCCCUCCUCCGUGCCCAACUGAACGAGCUACAAUCGAAUCCCGCCUUCGCCACGCCUCCCAACCUGCAACGCCAGACCACCGAGCAAGUCCGCCAGACAAAGCAUCUACGCACAAAGAUCCGCGAAUAUGAAGACAAACUGUCAUCCUUGCAGUCUGCGCAGUCGAGAAACACUACAACCCCAGGCUCGAAGAACAUCAGCUCAGCCGAAGCAAUCGCGGAUAUGCUGGAGCAGCAGACGACGCUCAAUACGCUGAAGGAGAAGGUGGAAGCACUCGAGGAAGAAGUCAAGGAAUUUACGGGGUUGCCGGCGGACAAGGAGGCUGCGAGGAAGGAAGUGGGGAAGUUGGAGGUGAAGCUGGACAAUAUGAGGAGACGGAGAGACGCGCUGUUCGGCGAACUGGUCGGAAAAUAA